Molecule: messenger RNA, 3651 nt
Organism: Topomyia yanbarensis
Lineage: Eukaryota; Metazoa; Arthropoda; Insecta; Diptera; Culicidae
Product: transcription factor GAGA-like
Exons: 5
Coding region: 321-1751 (476 amino acids)
Biological process (GO): regulation of transcription by RNA polymerase II
Cellular component (GO): nucleus
Molecular function (GO): protein binding
Source: RefSeq, a predicted model, not a curated record
UAGCAGUGCGUUCAGUGCUGUUUUCUCACCAUCAGAGCUGCUGGGCAUUAUUGUCAUUUUUCACUAAAAAUAUAAUUACUAUUUUAAUGGUUUCCAAUCCUGGAUAGGAAAAAUGUUGCCUUUGCAGGUUGCAUCCGUUUAGUACCGUGCUCCGAAAAUCGAUUGUGAAAGAAGGCGAUCAGUGUAGUGCGAAUAAGGGCAGUUUUUUCGUCGCAGUGAAUCGGAGCGAUUCUUCCUCCCUAUACGGUUUCGAUAUUCUUCCAAAACAGAUUAGUGUUUUUGCAGCUCGCUUCGGAUUCGACAAUCCGCCGGAAGGAAAAAUGUCGACAGGUCUAGUGGAUAAGUCGUUCGCCAGCAACGACGAGCUGUUCUAUUUAAAAUGGAACAACUUCCAGAAGAACGUCAGCACCCAGUUCGAAAAGCUACGGGAAGAAGACGAUCUGGUGGAUAUUACGUUCGCAUGCGAGGGCAAAAAGUUGACCGCACACAAACUGGUGCUGUUUGCCUGUAGUCCGUUCUUUAAGGACUUACUAAAGAAAAAUCCAUCGCCUCACCCAGUGUUCUUCAUGAACGAUGUCAAGUACGACGUACUAAAGGCAAUUCUGGAGUAUAUGUACUUGGGCGAGGUGCAUAUAACCAAUGAGAAUCUGAAGGAUUUUAUCAAAACAGCCGAAGGGCUGCAGAUUCGGGGAUUAAGCAAGGAAAAUAAUGCUUUGUCCAACACACAGGGCGACAUCGUGAUGCCUCCGUCGAACCAGGUUCCUUUGCGUAAGGACGAUAAGCAGGACAAUACGGUCGAGAAUGUGCACCUGUUGGAUGAAUUCUGUCGCAAGCGUCCGGAACCGGUGGACCUUAACCAUGCUCUCAUUAAACGUGUUAAAACAGUAGACAACCACAUUGCGACGGUCGGGGGACAGGAUAACGUAAAUGUGGAGCCAAAGGUGGAAAUGGUGGAAUACUUGGAUGCGGAUGGAACCAAUCAUCAGUCGCCAACGUACUGCAGCAUGGAUAAUUUUACGGAGAAGAGCAGUUCUCGGAACAAUAUAGCGCACAUGAGUCAACUCAAUGCAGCGGGAUUCGCGCAAACCACGACCCAACCUAGUAGUUCAGGCCAUCAGCAACAACAGCAGCAGCAACAACAGCCCCAGCAACAGCAUGUGCAGCAGCAUGAGUACAAAUCAGAAGAAGAUAGCAGCUGGAUGGACAAAUCACUGGACAACAUCUCGGUGAAUUCUGAACAGCAGAACGUCAAAUAUAAAAGCGGCAAAUCCGGUGGGAGUCGUUCCAGCCGUUCUACCGACGAUAAAACCAACUGUUUGACUCCACGCUGUUGUCCGGUGUGUUCACGCCUCUACUCCAACGUGUCCAACUUAAGACAACACAUGCGCCUGAUCCACAAUCCAACUGCUGUCUGUUGUCCAAUUUGCCAGAAACACUUCAACUCGGAACUUUAUCUCAAACGACACUACUCAUCGAUCCACUCGAUUAACCCGAAUAGCCAGGGCGAUGGAGAUAUAGUAGAUCAGAAACCACCAUCGACUCAGCUGACCACUCAGCAGCAACAGCCUCCCCAACAGCAGCAGCAGCAGCAACAACAACAGCAGGCCCCACAACAGACCCAGCAACAACAGCAGCAGCAGCAACAACAACAAGCGUCGGCUCAGCAGGCAGCAGCUCCGACAGCUACCAACACUUGGAAUCCAUAUCAUCAUCACGACACUACGCAACUGGUGAAUCCGUUCAUCAAAUAAUCACUGGUAGUAGCCGGUAGUAGUCGGUCCCAGUUGCAAUUACAGUCGUCUCAACAAGAAGAGCAACAGCAGCGGUGUCUUUCCCAGUUGGUCACUAUUUGUUCGAUUGGCCCUUUCGGUGUUCGACCCAGCGAUGGUUGGUCGCAAAAUUAGAGCGUACCGGUCAGUUCGGUAUCCUUUAGAACGUUUUGUAUUCAUUUUAAUGUGUUAAUUUAUUCGAAAUUUGUUGUUUGAUGUGCUUUUUACCAGUUAACAAUGUCGAUGGCAAAGGUGAACCAUAAUAGCAUCACGGACGUGUAAUAAUAUUGAUUGUUAAAGGAGGACUAACAGUGGUAAACAACCUUUUGUUGGGUUUAUUCUUUUAAUAUACUAUAAUUUCAGAGCAAAAAAGCUUGUGAAAUAAUGAACAAAGUAAUUUUGUUUACAAAAGUCUCUAGCCUCACACAAUUAGCGCUGUCCAUCGUGAAACCUGCCAAACAGUAGUCGAACAUACAUAAUAUUUCCCCCUGUUGUCGUUGGUGGUAAUCCUGAAUACAGCGUCGCUUGUGUUUAGGAUUAUGUGGUACAUCUUUAGAGGUCAUAGCCGAAUGAAAACCGUGGACCAUCCUAAUAAAAAUUGAUGUCGUUAAAGUACAGUAAAAUAAUCAAGGAACCGAGAUGGCUGCUUUGUAGCAUUCCAGAUGAGUAGCAAUUGCAUGAGGCUGACAAUGUUCUACAGUGUUUAUUCUCGUUCAUAUGUUCCGAAAUUGUAAACGAAACCACGGUCAACAGUUUCGAUCAAACCCAGACUUAGAAAACUAAGUAAAUUGGAAAAUUUGACGAAAAUGGCUCUUCUCGGAGCGGGAAAAUUAUCAAAGAUAUUUCGUUCGAAUUAUCUACGUCACUUCGGUUAUGUUCUUGGUAUUAUCCAUUACCAAUUUUUUAAAUUAAUUCUACUACCAAUCCCAGAAACCUAUCCAAACAACAAAAGGUGACCCGUUGGGAGAGUAUGCUAGGGCCGAAGCAAUAUAUCGAUUUCAAAUACAUCUUUCGACUACACCGAUAAACCCAGUGAGUCAGGCCACAGCAGUUAGGUGGUUCCUUUCCCGGACAUCCUACUGUGUAAUUUUGUACAAACAUAAGAUAAUAUUAAACUACACAGAUUUAUUUAGUUGACGUAGUUUCCUAUAAAAACAUGCAAUCGUCCAGAACAAACACGUGAGACGGUACAUAAUUACACAAUUAUCUAAUAUUAAUUAAGAAAUACAUAAUUUCCGCUUCGGAUUGGCAUAUUCAAAAUUAAAAAUCACAGUAAAAAGCAAAUGUUUAUAGUGUAACUUAAACUGUACUUAGAAUUAAUGACGUGACAAAAAAUUGUUUCUUGAGUUGAGCCCAAUUCGCCGAGGAAAUGUACAAAACAUUAGGGCAUUUUGUUUCUAAGGUAACAAAGUCAGAUUACGCAAACUAGGAAAAGGGGGAAAACAAUUUAACCGUUACGAGUUGAUUUUCUGUCAAUAUCUAGUUUUUGUUUGUUAUACUUUUAACCCUUAAGAUAAUUUUACGGUGUGCCUGUAUGUGUUGGAACGUUACUACAUUUAACGCCUGCAUCUUUAUCUCAUCGGUUGGUAUUUCCUUCGUGCGUUGGAAACCACUAUUCGUUUUUUGACAAAUUAGUUAAAGCGGUUUAAAACAAAUACAUAAGGUAUGUAGGAUUAAUUGACAGGAAAAAAUAUAUAAUAGAUAUAUAAUUUGACUUGCAUAGUGAGUUAGACCAGAUCAAUGGAAGCAAGAGUAUAGUUUUAUGGUAUAGAAACCUGCUAAUGCUCGCUAGCGGGCUGUGGCAUUAUAGAUACUACUUGCAUGUAAAUAAAAUUGAUGUGGCAUGAUUGAAGCAGUAAAUAAUAAAGUGAAUUCAAGUAAA